Xylona heveae TC161 is the source of this 1027-nucleotide messenger RNA. RefSeq lists its product as hypothetical. Bases 216 to 863 code for a protein of 215 amino acids. NCBI's taxonomy places the organism in Eukaryota, Fungi, Ascomycota, Xylonomycetes, Xylonales, Xylonaceae. The transcript is spliced from 4 exons. The record is from RefSeq and is a predicted model, not a curated record.
AAAAUGCGUGUCAAAAUUUCUCCGUCUCUUUUGGCGCUUCUUUCUCUUGUCGCAUUGUCGACUGGCGUCGUCGCUGUUGAAGACACUCCUGUCAAUGUCCAGCGAGUGGUAUAUGCGGAAAAGAGACAAGCGACAGCGUGAGUUAUUUCCAGCGGAGCGCACUCUAUGCCAGUGAACGUGGAGUGUGAGCUUGUUUGGGUACGCAAAAAGCUGAUAUGAGCUGCAGCUCUACUGAAGCUGCAUUCUCGAGCGCGGCGGAUCAAUUGAUCAGUUUAUAUAUCCCGCCGACAGUGGCUGUUCCAAUCGCUGUAGCCAUUCAGAGCGCGCUUUCCUUGACGACCGGAGAUAUCAACUCAGUCGUUCAUUCCGCAUUGACUGCCGCAACUCCUCCGCCCUUCCUCAGCGCGAUCCCGAGCAAGUACUCUAGCAAUGUCGAAGCACUGGAAUCGGCCAUAAGUGAACUACGUGGGGUCGCAAGCACUGGUAUUUCUGGCGCUCCUAGAAUCAUAACAACUACCAAUUCGGCUGGAAGUACAAUUGUCACCACGUCGACACCGAGUGCACUGUCUUCGCACGCCUCAUCUUUGUCGGAAUCGCUGUCAUCCGUAGCCAGUUCUCUUUCUAGUGGAGCAUCAGCUUCGGCAUCGGCGGUGUCAGGCUCUGCUUCUUCCGCAGCAUCCAGCGCCAAGUCCAGUCAUACGGCAGCAACUUCUUCCUCUGGUUCUGCUUCUGGAACUGGCGCGACAGAUCACCCAGCCAGUGUGAGCAGCACAAAAUCUUCUACAAAUUGGGCAGCUCCCACCAAUUUGGCUGGAGCCGUUGCUGGUGCGCUCGGCUUGGUGGGCAUGGCGAUAGUGUUGUAGAGGAAACAGGAUAUGAUGACAUGCCGUAACAGGGCUUGACGAAUUGAGUUUGCGGGCAUUGAUUAAGCUUAUGAAAACAAUAUCCUCUGUUUACUCGAUGUUGCAGGCCCGUGAACAAUCUUUAAAGCGUUGAAUAGUGCAUCUUACCAAGCUCAAUCACAUUG